Messenger RNA from Boleophthalmus pectinirostris (great blue-spotted mudskipper), 1995 nucleotides. RefSeq names its product zinc finger protein 184-like. The record is from RefSeq and is a predicted model, not a curated record. Lineage: Eukaryota; Metazoa; Chordata; Actinopteri; Gobiiformes; Gobiidae. The coding region runs from base 321 to 1730 and encodes 469 amino acids. The transcript has 4 exons.
GUUACAAGUAGUGAGUUAUCGCGAGAGACUUGGUGCCUUUUGAAUGAGGAAGCCCCUGUCAGACAGCCUCGGGUCUGUGCUGUAGUAGCCCAAAUUAGAAAGAGAAUGAGAUCACCAAAGGACCAAGACACAGGUAAACCUAACCAGGAUCGGGAUUCGUGUUCUUGUAGAGACCUCCGCACUGGGGACGUCUAUGGACUCUAAAUCAGACGCGGAGUUCGCCAUUUUGGGGCCAGAUUCCUGUUUUAUGAAGACCAGCUCUGCCCGUACUGGAACUGCCAUUUCCCACACAUUAUAGGAAACACAUUAACAACGCAACAAUGGCAAUGCGUGAAAUUGAACCUUACAUUUUUGAUCCGGACUCAGAAUCUGAGUCUGAGAUUGAGGUGCACAAGGAAUCAACGAGACAACAUGGAGCAGACAGGGGCAUUUACUGGGUCCAAAACGGUGAUGAAUUCUCUCCUCAGUACAGAACCAUUUCAAGCACUUCACAUCGCCCUGGAAGCAUAGAGGUUACAUUUGAGCCUGACCAAACAGAGCAGAAUAUGAGUGAGCCAGAAGCACCUGCUCAAAGCUAUGAAGAUGAAGAUGAUGUUUCGGAAGAAGAGGAGGAAGGGGACAAAGGUAACCAGAGCUCAGAUGAGGACUGGCUUCCUCAGACUUUGACAGAGGAAGGAAAUGAAGACAUGACAAGAGACACCUCUUCAGAGGAUGACAGUUCUGAAGAAGCGGAGCUCGAUGAAGAUCAGAAGCCCACUCGUGAACCGAAAAAAAAGCAGCUCUGCACUGAGUGUGGUGCCUUUUAUUGUACUCAAAAACACGUGUGUGAGCACAAAACUAAACCAUAUGUCUGUAAUGUCUGUGGUAAGAGAUGUGUGACUCAGCUAUCUCUAAAAUUACACAGCAACAUACACAGUGAAACAUAUGAACAUUAUUGUAAAUAUUGCUAUGCCACUUUUAAAACUAAACUGGACAAACUUGCACAUGAGGAGAUCCACCAGAAUCAACCAAGGCCAUACAAAUGUCCUGAUUGCACUGUAACAUUUGCCAAAAAUACAGAACGCAGAAAGCACAUGAAAAAACACAAAGGUCCAGAUGAAUUUAAAUGUGACAUUUGUGGAUUGGCAAUUGGGAAAAAGCACAAACUACGACAUAUGAUGAUUCACACAGGAGCAAAACCAUUCAAGUGCCCAACAUGUGAUCGGACUUUCAACCAAUCAGGCAAUCUGAAGUCACACAUGCGCGUGCACACGGGAGAGCAGCCUUAUAAAUGUCAGUACUGUGACAAAUCUUUUAACCACAAUGUCAGUCUAAAGAGCCACCUUCAGCGCUACCACCCACUGGAGUCAGGGGAAAAAGACACUGACAGUAAGAGUUCUGACGGAGUAGCAGACAGUGUACAAAACCAGGACACUGAGCAGAUGCAGCAGGUGAAGGUUAAGAUAAGUGCUGCUGGUCGACCACUGGGGAGGCCUAAAAAAGCCCCAACUUCACAUGGAGAAAGUUCCUGGUUAAGAUGUGAACAAAAUGACACUGGCUUUAAGGGUUUUGAUGAAAGUCAGGACUUCAGAGAUGAUGAUGGUCCCUCAACUGAUUUCCAGAAAGGGAAGCAAGAGCAGACAGUGACAAAAAUCAAACCAAAAUCUACAUCAGACAGUGACUCUGACUAUGACCCAGAGAAGGAAGCAUUUAGUUCUGGAAAACAAAGGGGACGAUCAAGGAAAAUAUAGUUGUUGAAUUUUAUGUCUAAUUCAUUGUUUUAGUGACAUGAACAAUCACACAACAAUGUAACAAGCUGCAGUUGCUGUGCUUUCUUUUUUUAAUUAAUGUAUUUAUUUUGAUUAAAACCUGUAACAGUAGCAACACUAUUAAAUAUGCUUACAUAGGCUAUUAAAGUGGUUGCCAUACCCAUGACAAGUAAAUAGUGGCAUGGAUUCCUGUUGAAAGUGAGGAUGUCUCAAGUCAUCUCUAUAAUAAACUAUCUCACUGGGCGUA